AUGCCACCGGCCGCCCGGACAGGUCGGUCGUCCACCUCCGGGUUAGUGGGGCACCGACCUCUGCCCAACCGCAAUGUUACCGCCGAAACGAUUGAUGAUGCAUAUCCAUCUUUCAUCCUGUACUGCAAUCCCGCCAUCCCUCAGGGCACUGACACUACCGCCCUUCGAGACUCCUUCCGUGCUUUGCCUAAGAGCGGCGGCAAGUCCUUCGAUGCCUUCAACUUGUUUCUACUGGUCCGUCAACUCGAACUGAGGGAGCUGAAGACCUGGGCCGAUGUGGCUCUUAAGCUCGGAGUCGAUCCUCCCGACAGGGAGAAGGGCGAGAGCCCCCACAAGGUCCAGUCGUACACCCGCUGGAUGCACGCCAUGCACGUUGACGCCUUUUUCGAAUUCCUCAUGGGUCUCCCUCACCCGUACUGGACCGCGAUUCCCACCGAUCCCAACCCUAUCCAGCGUGGCGGGAGGGACGGGGUCGCACCCGUGGACGACAUGGCUUUGCGCGCUCUUAUUCCACAGCUGCGUCCGAAGCCCAUCAGGAAACGCGCUGAUGAUGCUGAACAGGGCACGGCGCCUCCCUCCCGCCGCAGGAGGACAGCUCAGGCUCAGGGCACUGCCCCGACACCUCUGCCUCCCGCCCCGCAGGGCUCUAUGUCCACCUCCAUGCCGGCCCGUGAUAUCCAGGGAGAGAAAUGCCAUCAGCGGCGAUACGGGGCCAAAGUGGUGUCUUCCGCAUGGCGGAGCCGUGGGCUAGGGGGUACUGGUACUGGUGAAAAGGGUCGUGGCAGGCCGCGGAGCAACGAAAGCCCUUCUACUCAGUUGCCGUUUUCAGGUUUCCCUACCCUGGACGCUUUGCUCAGGGAGGACCUAGCGGCCCCGAAUAGCGGUGGCUUUACACCGGCCACCAGUGCCAGUGCAGCUCCUACACCGAUCACCAUAGCACCCACCCCGCCUCCACCAGGACCGCCUCCUCGAACCGUUACCAUUCACGGUCGUCUUGAUCCUCGGCAGAACGCGGAGAGUACCGGACCACCGUUCGUUUUGCCUAACAUAGCUCCGCCCGUCGAUCUUACUCGCGAAGACGAUGUCGACGAGGAGGACGGUGGCACCGAAGGCCCCGAAGGCUCCGAGGACAACGGACAAGACGAAGAAAGUGACGACUGGAAGAAGAAGUAUGAGGACUUGUUGAGGGAAGUGCAGUCUAAGGACAAGCAGUUGGAGGAGUUAAAGGCGACCCUAUGGCGUCGCUAA
Sodiomyces alkalinus F11 is the source of this 1248-nucleotide messenger RNA. RefSeq lists its product as hypothetical. The coding region runs from base 1 to 1248 and encodes 415 amino acids. The record is from RefSeq and is a predicted model, not a curated record. Gene Ontology annotation, molecular function: DNA replication origin binding. NCBI's taxonomy places the organism in Eukaryota, Fungi, Ascomycota, Sordariomycetes, Glomerellales, Plectosphaerellaceae. The transcript has 2 exons.